AAGAGUUUACACACAUCACACCUACCCUCCCCCUGAAUCUCGUGUUUCGUCGGUGGUGGGAAUUAUUCGCGUAUAAAAUUAACCGUCGACAUUUCGACAUCGACAGUCCGGUUUCAAAUACCCCAAAUAUUACACGACCCAUCUCAUCUCGUCUCUUCUGGUGCACCGUACCAUUUUAAUUUGUUUAUAUUUGAUUAUUUUUUUUGAAAAAUACAUUUAAAAAUCAGUGAUUGGAAGGAGUUAAAGCCAAAUCGGACGCGAAAUCGCAGCAGCAGCAUUCAGUUACAAACCGGAUUAUGAUCGGAUAGUGUGCUGCUUCCCCGAGCAAACACCCUCCUCGUAUCACACCCAACUGGAUCAAAAUGAGAAGAAACCCUUUCAUCCCCAGCAUGGUGCAAGCAAUCACUGUACUCACAGUCCUCAAGAUGAUGACCAAAGCUCAAACUUCGUGCGGUUCGGGCUCGAUGAACGGCAAAGUUAUGUACGAACGAUUGCCCAACACUCAGCUGCAAGCUUUCGACGAUGACAUAGUCCGGGACACUGCACCACCCUUCAUGGUAUUAGAGAAAUGCCAAGACCUCUGCAUACGCGAUAGAUCUUCCAACAAUAUAGUGAGAACGUGCACCUCCAUCGAUUUUCAGCCGGGAAGCAGAAUAGCCAACUUCAACGGAGGACCAGAGUACGAGGAGUCUACCUGUUACCUAACUAGAGAACAGGGAAGACCCGAAGGCAUCGGUAACCUGGUGCUGGUCCCAAACAGCGUGCACUUCACAGAAAUCUGCAUCACUUCUAACCGUCCAGAGAGGGAGUGUCCAAAUAGACGGUACAUCUUCGAGCGACAUCCUCGGAAAAAGCUGAAGCUACCUGCAGCCGAUGUCAAGGAGAUGGCGGCCACGAAUCGCAGCGAAUGCGAGGAUAAAUGUCUGAACGAGUUCAGCUUUGUUUGUCGCUCAGCCACCUUCGACGCCGACAUGCACAUGUGCACCCUGAGUCGCUUCACCCGUCGCACCCACCCGGAGAUGCUUGAGGAUGACCCCAACUCUGAUUACUUGGAAAACACAUGCCUCAAUGCCGAACGUCGAUGCGACGGUUUGGCGGUCUUCAUUAAAGAGGAGAAUAAGCGACUAGGCGGACCCUUCGAAGUGGACUUCUUCACCAACAUCACAUUAGAGGACUGCCAGGCGAUGUGCGUUCGCGCUGAAAAGUACUUUUGCCGCUCCAUCGAGUACGACGAGAUGACUAAACAGUGCACCGUCUCCGAGGAGGAUUCCGUUUCGCAGAAGGACGAUAUCGGCGUCAGCAGCAGCCCCACACAUCACUUCUACGAUUUCGCCUGCUUGGAUAGUCAGAAUGGUUCGUUCGCAGCUCGAGGAUCCGAGUAUCCGGAUAAUUCGGUCACUUCACAUCUUUUCACUGGGAAACGACCGGACACCGCCUUCCAGAGGUACAGAAACAGUCGCUUGGGCGGUGAGCAUCAAUCCGAGUUGUCGGGAAGAUCGCUGAGCGAAUGCCUGGACGAGUGCCUGAGGCAGCCAAGCUUCCAAUGCAGAUCGGCCGUGUACAGCGACAGAUACAGGACUUGCAGAUUGAGCAAAUACAACAAGAAGGAUGGCAUGAGGAUUAUCUACGAUGCGGAUUACGAUUACUACGAAAAUUUAAUGCUUGGUGGUGAAUCGGAUGCUGGAAGCACUCAAAGACCGGGAGAAAGACCUUACAGACCUGGUGCAGGAACUGGAAGACCUUCCGGACGACCGGGAUUCGAUGAUGGGCAUAGGCCCGGUGGUGGUAGACCCUGGGAUGAUAGGUACUAUCCAGGAGGUGGUGAUAACAGAAAUCAAGGCGACGAUAAUAGGUUUCCUCCGUCUAGAGAUAGAUUUCGACCUGAUGAUAGGUAUCCAUCAUCAGGAGAUGAUAGGUCAUCUUAUCCAUCAAGACCUGAUUACAAUCAUAGACCUGGUGAUGAUGGCGGUGACAGGUAUCGUCCGGGCGGUGAUAGAUAUCUUCCUGGAGAUGAUAGAUUUCCGAAUGACAAUAGGUUACCACCUCCUUAUCCGCCAGCGUCGAGACCAGGAGGAGGAGGCGAUAGAUACCUACCGGCAAGCGACAGAUACCCAGGAGACGAUAGAUUACCAUUACCACCAAUAAGACGACCGGGUGGUGGAAAUCGUUAUUCACCUGAUUACAACAGACGUCCAGGUGGAGGAGGUGAUAGAUAUCUUCCCGACUACAAUUCUAGACCUGGUGGAAACGACAGAUAUCCUCCAAUCGAUGAUAACAGAUUACCUUAUCCACCACCACCACCACCAUCGCCCAACAGGUACAUACCGAGAGAUCGACCACCAAUCGACGGUUACUUACCGUAUCCACCGAGCAGAUACGACGAUCGACCAGGAGGAUCCAGAUACGAUGAGCCGUACAGUCCACCAUCUCGCAACAGAUACGGAGGUGGAGAUCGCGACCGAGACGAUGCUUUGGAUCGAGGAAGACCUUCUUACGAUGAUCGCUAUUUACCGGGCCGCAACAAUUGGAGGUAUCCGGAUCGUAGCAGACCAUCAUCUUCUUCGAGAGCAGGUGGAUACCAAGACAGGUACGAUGAUCGAGACCGUUACAACGUGGACAGAGAUCGCGAUCGUUACGGAAGUAACAGAGGAGGAGGAGACAGAGAUAGGAAUAGAUUUGGAGAUCGUUACGGAGGUGGAAGAUACAGCGGCAACAAGAACGGAGUGAGCUAUUACGGCGACGACAGAGAUGGUGGAAAUCGUUGGUUCUUCAGACCGGAUCGUCGACCAAACGGAAGACCUUACGAUGAACGUCCUGCACGACCGGAUGAAAGACCACCUCCACCACCACCAUUUUCCGGCGCUCACCAUAGACCGUAUUCCCCGGGGCCUGACGGUCCCAUCUACGAUGGAGUUAACAACAGACCUUUUUCAACUAGAUGCGACGACGGGGAUAGUUUCAAGCAGGUCGGAACCAGGCAAAGAAUACGCAAGGACUACGUGAGACGUUUCACCGUGGCCACAACCCUUGAUCAGUGCGAGAGGGAAUGUCUUGACUCUCGCGAUUUCAUUUGCAGAUCAUUUAAUUUCCGAGAUGGGCCACCGCCGUUCGAAACUGAACGUGAGAACUGCGAACUGAGUGAUCGCGAUUCACGCGAUUUCGAAGGUGCUAAUCCGCAGUUCUUCGACACCACCACCGGAAACUUCGACUACUACGAAAGAUCAAACAGCAGACAAGGAGGUGACGCAGAUUGUUUAGAUGUGACUCAAGUGUGUAAUGAAGACGGUAUGGAGUUUACUCUAAGGACGCCUGAAGGAUUCUACGGCAGGAUCUACACGUACGGCUAUUACGAUCGAUGCUUCUUCCGGGGCAAUGGAGGUACUUUGAAUGUUCUAAGGAUAAGCGGAGCUCAGGGUUAUCCGGAAUGUGGCACCCAACGCUACGGAGAUACCAUGACCAACAUCGUGAUCGUCCAGUUCAGCGAUUUCGUUCAGACUGGAAAGGACAAAAGGUUCAAUCUGACCUGCUUGUUUAGAGGUCCCGGUGAGACGGUAGUCAAAUCGGAAUACAUUGGAGCUGGCAGUUCGGGAAGUCCCAUUCCCAUCGAGUAUUUACCAGCGGAGAACAGCUGGAGCAACAAGGUGCGAUUGAUGAUCCUUUACCAAGGUAGACCGACAACGACCAUAGCAGUAGGAGAUCCGUUGACCUUCAGAUUGGAGGCGCAGGAUGGAUACAACUACGUGCAGGAUAUAUUCGCUACGAAUGUGGUAGCAAGAGAUCCGUACACAGGAAGAUCGGUGCAACUGAUAGAUAGAUAUGGAUGUCCGGUUGAUAGUUACGUCUUCCCGGAAUUGGAUAGAGGCAGGAGCGGAGAUACACUGGAAGCGCGAUUCAAUGCGUUCAAAAUCCCCGAAUCUAACUUCUUGGUAUUCGAGGCAACGGUGAGAUCCUGCAGGGAAGGUUGUCAACCGGCAUAUUGUCAAUCUUCGCAGAGUGGUCGUUCCGAGCCAUCCUUUGGUCGCAGGAAGAGAGAAACCAUUAAUGGUACCUAUAAUAUAGCUUACGGUGGAAACGACAGCAACAACAACAACGUUACGAGUGUUGAGGAUGACAUGCAGAAGAGAGUAUCUGAAAACGACAACACCACCAUUUCUUCUGUUCAACAAAACAAAGCCGAAAAUGAUGAAGAUAGUGAGAGCGUCACGAAGGAGGCCGAAGCGCCAGAGUUCGUGCGCGAGAUGAUCGAAGUUUUUGAGUCCAGGGAGGAACUGCAGCAGGAGGCCAGAAGGGCGGUGCCCCUUACAGAAACGGUCUGUAUUACCAACGGAGAGUACCACGGCCUAAUUAGUGCCAUCCUCGUACUCGCCGCCAUUCUAAUUACAAUAUCGUUACUAGCUGGCCUAGCGUACAGACGCUACUGGUCCGUGAUGCAUAAGAAUAUCCUAGCAGAUCGUUCCUCCUCGUCACGUCUCUCAUCCUACCCCCCUACGACGACCACCCGGAGCGGAUCAGGGCUAUCCAUCUUCGGAGGAGGAGGAGGCGGCGGCUUCCAGAAACCUUUCAACGGAUUUGUGAGGUCCCGAAACUUUCCCGGUCUUUCCAAAGAUUCGGACCUUGAGUGCUCUCUGCCUGCACCUGGUGGACCUUUCGAGGAUCCCAGCGAACCCAUCUACACGGACCCAUCACUCUUCGAACGAUCCCGCAGCCUUCGCAGUAUUGCCGUCUCCCAAAAGAGACGACACUCACCGGGACCACAACAGCAAUGAACAAACAGCAAUCAUAAUAAUUAGUAUUUAAGUCGCGUGCAUGCAUGGAAGGUGGACGAAGUGUUGAAGAAUGUUGUAAGAUAUUGUUCAAUAAGUAAUUUUAGGUAUUUAUUAGCACAAGAGAAACAAAAACAUAUGGUUCAUUUAAUGUAGACAUAAAUCCACAAAUCUGAUAUGAUGUAUGACCAUGGAUAUAAUUGUUACUGCCCCAAUUGUAUUAUCUUCUUUAGCAACAAAUAGGAUUAUUAUUAUUAGCCAGGACUUGUAGAACGAAGAGAGAACUUGAAGUAUUAAAUAGCUCAUAUGAAGUGAUUUGUGAUUUUGUACGUUCAUUUUAUAGCAUAGUCCUAUAAUUAUUAAUAUUUUUGAUAUAACUUAGAUUAACAAUUAAUUAUUUCUUAACAAUUUGACGCACGAAACUCACGUACAUAACUAUGCAAUUUCCACGUGAAAUGCAUAAAAGAAUGAUUGUAAAUACAUGGAAAAUAUUUAGUUGCAAUAAAGAUACCAGAA
Messenger RNA from Nicrophorus vespilloides, 5279 nucleotides. RefSeq lists its product as uncharacterized. The record is from RefSeq and is a predicted model, not a curated record. The transcript is spliced from 11 exons. The coding region runs from base 363 to 4766 and encodes 1467 amino acids. Lineage: Eukaryota; Metazoa; Arthropoda; Insecta; Coleoptera; Silphidae.